Messenger RNA from Telopea speciosissima, 501 nucleotides. RefSeq names its product 14.7 kDa ribonuclease H-like protein. The transcript has a single exon. Gene Ontology annotation, molecular function: RNA-DNA hybrid ribonuclease activity; nucleic acid binding. Lineage: Eukaryota; Viridiplantae; Streptophyta; Magnoliopsida; Proteales; Proteaceae. The record is from RefSeq and is a predicted model, not a curated record. Bases 1 to 501 code for a protein of 166 amino acids.
AUGGAUGGUGCUAGUAAAGGCAAUCCAGGGCUGAGUGGUGGGGGUGGUAUCAUCUGUAAUCAGGAGGGCAAUCUGGUUUUGGCUUUCUCUAAUUUCUAUGGUCACUGUACUAAUACUGAGUCAGAGAUGAGGGCGGUCCUCGAUGGGCUUCGUGUUUGUGCUUCUAAGGGCCUGGCUGGCUGCCAUGUCGCUUUGGAUUCCAAGUCCAUUGUGAAGUUUAUUUCUUCAAGAAUAUGCAAGGUGUGGUGCUGUUGGUACUGGUUUGAUGAGGUCCUUCGCCUUGUGGAUGCUUUAGGGGCUACCGUGAUGUUUUCCUACAGAGAAGGGAAUCGUGCAGCUGACUUUCUUGCCAAUAGGGCCCAUGAGGUGCAAGGUAAUAAUGAGUUUCUCACGUUUGGGGAGCUACCCCCAGACCUCUAUCGGAUCAUUAGAGAGGACAAGGCGGGCCUCCCUGUAUUCUGCCUAGAGGGUGAGUCUUUUUACCUUCCUUCUUCUUUGUAG